Gadus morhua (Atlantic cod) is the source of this 2277-nucleotide messenger RNA. It is a transcript of the gene insig2, whose product is annotated as insulin induced gene 2. Lineage: Eukaryota; Metazoa; Chordata; Actinopteri; Gadiformes; Gadidae. Gene Ontology annotation, biological process: SREBP signaling pathway; SREBP-SCAP complex retention in endoplasmic reticulum; cholesterol biosynthetic process. The transcript has 7 exons. Bases 284 to 997 code for a protein of 237 amino acids. Gene Ontology annotation, cellular component: endoplasmic reticulum; SREBP-SCAP-Insig complex. The record is from RefSeq and is a predicted model, not a curated record.
GAAGGAGAUGAUUGGCUUGCCGGUCGGAAGUAUCCUCCGCUUGAAGCUAGAAGGCUAAUUUUCUGCCCUUGUUUGGUUUUUUUACUAACAGAUAUAGAUACUAAUGGUUUUAUUUUUCUGGAUGAGAUAUACGACAUUACUCGUAAACGGUGUCAUCGUCAUAAGGUCUAUGUUUGUAUGUUCCCAGCACAACUGGUAUGUCAUCAGAGGACAUUGAACUCACGGGUGGAUCGCGACAACGGUCAGCAGCACUGCAUUAUCUCCCUGGUCUUGAGGACUACGGAUGUCCCGUACACUGACCGCCAUGGCUGACAGCACCCCGGGGGGGUACGGGUCCGAGCCGGGUCCGCGGCCCGCUCCAGGGCCUUACAUCUCGGCCGUGACCAACAGGACCACAAACCUGGUCAUCCGGGGGGCCAUGCUGUUCUCGGUGGGGGUCUUCCUGGCACUGGUGCUCAACCUCUUGCAGGUGCAGAGGAAUGUGACGCUGUUCCCACCGGAUGUCAUUAGCAGUAUCUUCUCUUCUGCCUGGUGGGUGCCCCCUUGCUGUGGCACCGCCUCCGCGCUGAUUGGCCUCCUGUACCCCUGCAUCGACAGCCGAUUGGGCGAGCCCCAUAGGUUCAAGCGGGAGUGGUCCAGUGUGAUGCGCUGCGUGGCUGUCUUCGUGGGCAUCAACCACGCCAGUGCUAAAGUGGACUUUGCCAACAAUGUCCAGCUGUCUCUAACUCUGGCGGCGUUGUCGGUCGGCCUAUGGUGGAGCUUUGACCGCUCUCGCAGUGGCUUCAGCCUGGGUGUGGUCAUCGCCCUGCUGGCCACACUGGCCACCCAGCUGCUGGUCUACAAUGGGGUGUUUCAGUAUACGUCCCCUGACUUCCUGUACAUCCGCUCCUGGCUGCCCUGUAUCUUCUUUGCGGGGGUCAUCACCAUGGGCAACAUCGGGCGACAGCUGGCUUUGUAUGAACACAAAGUUGCGCUGGAGAAAACCCACCAGGACUAAAGAGCCGGUUCACCACCAGGACUAAAGAGCCGUUUCACCGCCAGGACUAAAGAGCCGUUUCACCGCCAGGACUAAAGAGCCGUUUCACCGCCAGGACUAAAGAGCCGGUUCGCCACCAGGACUAAAGAGCCGGUUCGCCACCAAGACUAAAGAGCCGGUUCACCACCAGGACUAAAGAGCCGGUUCGUCACCAUGGCUCCAGAAGGACUGCCCUCUCCUUCUCUGUGUGCCGGCGCCGAGUCAUAAAAGGACAUCUGGACGCAUCAGUGAUCGGGAUUGGUAAACCCUGGAACGGGGGGGGCAGCAGUCACUGGCUGCACGGUGCCAUCCAUCAACAGACAGUGUUUUGAUUGGCUCUCUCAGUAGCUCGUCGACGCUCUCACCACUGCCACUCGGGCUCCGAUGUGAACCUUCGUCUGCAGCUCAUCGGGUCCAAGUGAAGGGAACAAAGGCUUCCAUUUUUAAAUCAACCAUUCCAGUGCGUAGAACUGAGCUGCCCUCAUGUUAUCAGACACCUCAACUGGAAGGCUGUCCAUCGGCGAGACAUUGGUCCUGAGCUCGGUUCUGAUUUACAGCGGUUCUGGAGCUGUAGGCUGUAUUGUGCCAAAUACUCACAAGACAGGAACUCUGUGUUUUCUAGCAUUCUCCUGUUUUGUUGUUAUCUAUAGACAUUAACACAGGUGGAGAAAGGAUUCUCGGCUGUACCCCACUUUUAUCUUUAUAUGGCAUAUAGCGUAUUGCAUAUGACACAAUUCUGUUGUCUAGCAUUGUUUGCAUAAGAUCCACUGACUCCACUCACACAUUUUGAGUGUUAAGCAAUGACUGCGUUACGUCUGUCUCCAAAAAACAUUCUCUGAAAAGGUGUCUCAAAAAUCGAAGGUUGGAGGGUUGACAUCCAGGCAACAAUCUGCAAUUUAACGAUGGUGUAAAAACAUUAGGAAUUUUAUGACUGUGAAGUAAAUUCCAAGAGACAUUGAAAAAUACUGCUGUUCCAUUGCACUUUGAUGUUUCAUGGACACACUGAUGCAUAUCUUGAUGAUCUAUUUUAAUCUUUUAAUUUGCUCUGGACACCGUGUAGGAGCAGUGUUCUGAGACUGAAUUAUUCCAAAUGUUAACAUUUUCAAGUGUAAAUCCUUAAGAUUGUCAAAUCAAAACCAACACCAAACUGAUGUUUUAGAACAGUUUAUCCUUCAAGCUGUUAAAAGUCACCUACAGUCUUGAUCAAGCUUUGGGUAUUCUUAGUGUAAUGUCACAAAUAAAAUGGCAACAACUUUCUGGUA